Messenger RNA from Naegleria gruberi, 3332 nucleotides. RefSeq lists its product as uncharacterized. The record is from RefSeq and is a predicted model, not a curated record. The coding region runs from base 1 to 3315 and encodes 1104 amino acids. The transcript has 7 exons. Lineage: Eukaryota; Heterolobosea; Eutetramitea; Acrasida; Naegleriidae.
AUGAUCACGGCUUUGGAGGCUUCAUCGUCAACUCCUCCAAACAAUGAUGAUUUGCUUCAACAAUCUACAUCAUCAUCUUCAUCACAAAAUAAUGAAAAUAAUAUUCAGCAUGAUAAUCAAGAGAAUAAUCAGUUGUCAGCAUCACAAGUUGUGGAUGUAAAUAAUAACAGUAUUAAUCAUAUUAAAAUUAAUAGAGAAUGUGUGAUACCAGAUAAACUAAUCAAGACGUUGGAAAAUUGUGAGGGAAUUGGCUUUGAACAAUGUCAACAAUCACUGCAAGAAUUAUGGAAAAGGUAUCAAAUUAAAAAUCAUUUGGAAAGACAGAUAGAAAAUAGUGAAUUAUCGUUCCAUAGUUUUGAGUCACGAUCAUUUGGAUUGACUAAAUUCUAUCACUUUUCGAGUAGAGGGAAGAAAGGAAAUAUUGGAACAAAUGGUAAAAGUGGAAAAGAUGGAAGAUUCGGAAGCAAUGGGAAAACAGGUAUAAUUGCUGAAUUUAAAGAUGAAGUGGAAAGAGAAAUGAUUGAUAGAAGAAGAUUGAAUGGAUGUGAUGGAGAAGAUGGCACAAAAGGUCAACUUGGUGGUGAUGGAUCUCAUGGAGAAGAUGCUCAAGAUAUUUAUUUAAAAUUACUCUCUAAGGAUAACAUGAUUUCUUUGAAUGGAUCUUUUGAAGCUAAUUUUGAAAUUAACGAGAAUAAUUUAUUUAUUGUUGAUGCUAGAGGUGGAAAUGGUGGAAGAGGUGGAAAUGGUGGACAUGGAGGUAAUGGAGGCAAUGGAGGAUCAGGAGCCAACAGUAGUUUUGGUAAAGGUGGUAAUGGAGGAAACGGAGGAAAUGGAGCUAAAUCAGGAAAGGGUGGAAAAGGUGGCUCUUCUGGAAAGGGUGGAAAUAUAGUAAUCGAGUCUGAACACAGUGAACUCUUUGUCUUUUUCAAAGCAUUUUCAAGCUGUGGGAAACCAGGUGAUGCUGGAUUUAAUGGUAGACCAGGAAUUGGUGGUUUUGGUGGAGAUGCUGGCUGUAAUGAGAUUUCCCACGCCGAGAAUGGAAAACAUGGUGAAAAUGGUGCUGAUGGAACAGCUCCUCAUCCAUCCAGUCCUGGAGAAAUGGAUGAAUGUGGAAAAUUUUUAUUUAUUGUAACUAAUGAGAAUGGUGAAAUUGUUGAAUAUUCUAAUUCACUGUAUAAUGUAAUUGUGAAAGAUUUUCAAAUUGUUCCAGUGUUUGAUGAUGGAGUUUUGUCUCCAGGUGAGGAAUGCUACAUUACCAACAUUGUAAUAGAAAACAAUGGUUCUCUAAUGCUUCCAAAUUUGAAAGCCAUCCUCAAAUUCCCAGGUGUUUCCAGUCAUGAACUACCUUUACCUGCCAUCAAACCAGGAGAAUCUAUUAUCAUCGAUGAAAAAUUUUAUUUCAAGAUUGAAUCUGAACCAAUAAUGAAAAUAGCUUCCAAUGUCUCUAUAUUAGGAAAGGAAUUUGAAAAUGGUGCUCGAUUAGAGAAAUGUGUAGAAUGUUUGCUCCCUAUUAAUGUUUCCUCUUUUAAUUCACCACAAACAAUGGGAAGAACUGAGAAGCAUACAUGCAGUUUUGAUUUGGUCAAUACUACAAACCUACCAUUUAAAGCAAGUAAGAACAGACUAGCUAAAGUUAAAAUAGUAAUGGAUGAUAAGGAUUUAAUAUGCAGUCGAACAACAGGUUACGAAGAUACUAACUGUAAGCUGACACUUCACGAUGGAGCCUUGGAGAAGGAGGUUGAAUUGGAUGUUGGAGAAUCGCAAACCAUUACUUUUGAUAUUUCGGUCUCCAGAGACGCUUCAUUCUUUGUUGACAAGUGUUGGAAAUUGGAAAUCUACCUGAAAUAUGGACAAGAAUAUCUCCUAACACAUUCCAGAAAGAUGAAUAUUCAAAUCAUACCUCACUACAUUAUUUCAGAAAAAGCUUCAGAGUUUGAUUUACUCUUUGUCAUUCAUCCACAAAUGUCGCAUAAGGAAUUCUUGAGAUAUCAAAAUAUUAUGGAUGGACUUGGACUCAGAUGCAAUUAUUGGGAUAUCAACAAGGAGAAUGGUUUCAGUUUUAAUCAAGCCAAAGUGAAACUUUCCUAUAGAUGGUUACCAGAUUUUUCAGGUAAAUUGAUACUAUUCCCCCUUAUUGCUGAAGCAACAUCUCGAGAAAGCUUUUCACAAAUGGUAAUGUCUCACACAGUUAUAGAGGAUGAGUUUGUCUUGGUUUCUCAAGAGGAAGACAUUAGCAAGAGCAUUAAUGAUGCUGCAAACACUGAUUACGAAAGAGACCAGAAGAAGGUUUGCCAAGAAUUGUUUAAAUUCAUAGACUACGACGAUAUUAUGAAGCAUUUGAGUAAUCCAAAUUCUGCAUUUUUAAUUUUGAAUGGACCUGAAACUGAAGUUCUGAUUGACUAUCUCUUCACAUGUGUAAAACCAAUUGAUAUUGAAGAGGAUUAUUUAUCAGGAAUGUCAGUUUUUACUACUCCUUCAGAAGACACCUUCAUUAGAAAAUGCAAUGAUUAUAUUGUCAAGAUGAAAGAUCAAUUCCCAAGUAAGAUGUUCCGUCUCAAUAAUACAUUUUUCAAUAGACAAAAAAAGAGCCUUACUAAAACCAAACUAGGAGAAGCCAAUUACCAAACGCUUUCUCCUCUGAAAGUCAUAGAUAGAUUCUUUAUUCUUCCAAACUUUGGAUGCUUGGAUGAUGAGAAAAUCUACCUCCACAAAACUGUCACAUUUUACACGAAUUCAAAAUUUUUCUGCGUACUCUAUGCCAUACUUUGUGGAUUGUCUGUACAGAAAAAGUUAGAUGUCCUGAAGGCAAGUCAAGAUAGUGAUUCAGCAAUAGCAUACGCUGAAAAUUGGACAUUCAGAUAUCAUGAGGACCAAAGAGAGGAAUAUCGUCUCAUUGACCUUGUCAAGAGUACUUUAUAUUAUGACCUUAUUCAAGAAUUUUUCUUUAAGGAUUUGGGUUUAGGACGAUUGGAUGAAUUGGUGAAAUAUGUUUCUAGUAAUUUACUUGAAUUUGCCUUCCAAGAUGGUAUCUUUAUUAUUUGGAAUUUAUUCACAUUAUUGGAAAAGGCCAAAUUUUGGAGAUCUUGGUCCAAGUUGCAAUCCUUGGUAAACAAACGUACAGAACUUGUAAAUAUGAAGAAAGGAGUACAAACUCUAUUAUUCGAAGGUAAAAUGGAACAAUGUGUGAAUUAUCUGAUGGAAAUCAAAGAGGAAGCGGAGGCAGCUUUUGAACUCCCUCGUUUCUUCUACGUGUUUGAACACCCUCUUAUGGAAAUGGAUGUGGCUUCAAAGAUUGUGGAAGAAUUUAAGGAAUAAAUAAUUUUAACUGUUGG